Molecule: messenger RNA, 711 nt
Organism: Oncorhynchus gorbuscha (pink salmon)
Lineage: Eukaryota; Metazoa; Chordata; Actinopteri; Salmoniformes; Salmonidae
Product: extensin-like
Exons: 2
Coding region: 1-711 (236 amino acids)
Source: RefSeq, a predicted model, not a curated record
AUGAACGCCCACACGCAGGAACGCCCACACGCAGGAACGCCCGACAUGCAGGAACGCCCACAUGCAGGAACGCCCACAUGCAGGAACGCCCACGUGCAGGAACACCCACGUGCAGGAACGCCCACGUGCAGGAACGCCCACAUGCAGGAACGCUCCGAAUUGCAGACUGCAAUUGCACCCUUCUCUCGCCAAGCUCCCUACCCUACCCUGCCCCCAGGCUUCCUACCUCCCUACCCUGCCCCCCAGGCCCCUACCCUGCCCCCAGGCGCGCUACCCUGCCCCCAGGCUCCCUACCCCUACCCUGCCCCCAGGCUCUCUAACCUCACUACCCUGCCCCCAGGCUCCUACCCCCCUACCCUGCCCCCAGGCUCCUACCCUGCCCCCAGGCUCCCUACCCUGCCCCCAGGCUCCCUACCUCCUACCCUGCCCCCAGGCUCCCUACCCUUCCCCAGGCUCCUACCCUGCCCCAAAGCCCUACCCUGCCCCCAGGCUCCCUACCCCCACCCCCAGGCUCCCUACCCCACCCCCAGGCUCCUACCCUGCCCCCAGGCUCCCUACCUCCCCUACCCCUGCCCCCAGGCUCCCUACCCUUCCCCAGGCUCCCUACCCUGCCCCAAAGCUCCAUACCCUGCCCCCAGGCUCCAUACCCCACCCCCAGGCUCCCUACCCUGCCCCCAGGCUCCCUACCCUGCCAGCUGUUUCAACCAGUGA